This is a messenger RNA of Colletotrichum higginsianum IMI 349063, 606 nucleotides long. Its product is annotated as Abhydrolase. Gene Ontology annotation, cellular component: mitochondrion. The record is from RefSeq and is a predicted model, not a curated record. The transcript is spliced from 4 exons. Lineage: Eukaryota; Fungi; Ascomycota; Sordariomycetes; Glomerellales; Glomerellaceae. The coding region runs from base 1 to 606 and encodes 201 amino acids.
AUGGCGGACGAUGUUGCUGGCUUCAUCGACCAGCAUGGCUUGGAGCAGCCAACCGUCAUUGGGCAUUCGAUGGGAGCCAAAACAGCCAUGACCCUCGCGUUGAAAUCGCCCGAUCUUGUGCAGAACAUCGUAGCGGUUGACAACGCGCCGGUGGACGCCAUCCUGGAGAGCUCGUUUAGCAAAUACAUCCAAGGUCUGAAAAGAAUCGAAGCUGCCGGCAUCACCAGGCAGGCUCAGGCGGACCAGAUUCUCAAGGAAUAUGAGAGCUCGCUUCCUAUUCGCCAGUUUCUCCUCGGAAACCUGCAUCGUCCACAGCCCGACAAACCGGAACAAAAAUUUCGCGUGCCCCUGGAUAUCAUCAGUCGGUCUUUGAACCACAUGGGCGACUUCCCGUACAAGGAUCCGACGAAAGUACGGUUUGAAAAGCCUGCCCUAUUCGUCCGAGGAACCAAGAGCAAAUAUGUUCCCGAUGACGUUCUGCCCAUCAUUGGGCAAUUCUUUCCCAAGUUCCGAAUGGCGGAUCUUGACGCGGGCCAUUGGUGUAUCUCAGAGAAACCGGAGGAGUUUCGCCAGGCCGUGGUUGAGUUUUUGAAGGAGCAGGAGUAG